AACAGAUCUGAAAAGUAGGAUUAAGAAUGGCACAGAGAGAUUGCCCAAUGAAGGGCCAGCAAGGGCUCAGCCUUCCAGAUAGACAGAUGGUGACCCUGACAGUGUGUGCGAGGGAACCAGUGCUUUUCUGAGUCGCUGUCUUCCGGGUGCUGUCUGGUGGUCGGCAUGGCACGUGGAAGUCAAAGAGAACUUGCUCGCCAGAAAAACAUGAAGAAAACUCAGGAGAUUAACAAAGAAAAAAGAAAGGAAGGUAACUUGCCUACCUCUCAGAGAAAGCAGAGGGAUUCUGGGGUCAUACAACAAAAGCAGAAGGCAGCUAAUGAGAAGUCUAUGCAGACAAAAGAAAACUGA
Messenger RNA from Loxodonta africana (African savanna elephant), 351 nucleotides. Its product is annotated as small EDRK-rich factor 1-like. The record is from RefSeq and is a predicted model, not a curated record. The transcript has a single exon. Lineage: Eukaryota; Metazoa; Chordata; Mammalia; Proboscidea; Elephantidae. Bases 166 to 351 code for a protein of 61 amino acids.